Nothobranchius furzeri (turquoise killifish) is the source of this 5223-nucleotide messenger RNA. It is a transcript of the gene itga1, whose product is annotated as integrin, alpha 1. Gene Ontology annotation, cellular component: integrin complex; external side of plasma membrane. The record is from RefSeq and is a predicted model, not a curated record. Gene Ontology annotation, molecular function: integrin binding. NCBI's taxonomy places the organism in Eukaryota, Metazoa, Chordata, Actinopteri, Cyprinodontiformes, Nothobranchiidae. Gene Ontology annotation, biological process: cell adhesion mediated by integrin; cell-cell adhesion; integrin-mediated signaling pathway.
CAAAGUUAAAAGCGCAUGUGAGGGAACGUCUCCUACACUCCGCCCUCCUCCUCUUCCUCCUCUCUGAACGCUGAACCGAUCGGAGACGCUGAGGGACAUCAUCCCGCUGACAGCGUGAGACAGUCCGGAUCGGACUCCGACACCUACGGGCUGAAGCACAGAGCAUGUCCAACGGACUGCUGCGAGUCGUUUGAUUCAUUUUGCAUCUUAGGAUACCAAAAGUCCGCAGAAUACGGCGGCAGGGCGCGCUGCGUGCGUAAGGAUGCUCGGGUUCAGCCAGCCUUUCACUUUGACAGCAGCAGCAGCUGUUAUUGUGCUGCUAACGUGUGUGUUGUCCUUCAACGUGGACCAGAAGAAUAGUUUGUCCUUUGAGGGUCCUCUGGACGACCUGUUUGGCUACUCUGUUCAGCAGUUUGAGAACAGCGAGGGGAAAUGGGUUCUGAUUGGAUCGCCAUAUUCAGGUCAGCCACGUUACCGAACAGGAGAUGUUUACAAAUGUCCGGUUGGAAAAAGAAACAAUACUUGUGUCAAACUGGAACUGCCAGAAAACACAACUAUUCCCAAAGUGAGUGAGAAAAAGGAAAACAUGAACAUGGGAACUACACUGGUGACCAAUCCCAGUGGAGGAUUUCUGGCGUGUGGUCCUCAGUACGGCUAUGAAUGUGGCGACGAGGAGUUUAUCUCAGGCAUCUGUGCCAACGUCAGCUCCUCCUUCCAGAUCCUGAACUCCAUUGCUCCCGCAGUGCAAAAAUGCUCAAAGAAUCUGGACAUUGUGUUUGUGCUGGAUGGGUCUAACAGCAUUCAUCCAUGGGAAAGCAUUGUUGACUUUAUGAUCAGCUUCCUGAGUAACAUCACUAUAGGACCAGAUCGUUCACAGGUGGGCAUAGUGUCCUAUGGUGAGGAUGUGAUUCACCGCGUCAACCUGAGCCAGUUUCAAAACAGUGCUAUGCUUCAGGACUUUGUAAGGAAUCUUCCUCGGCAAGGAGGGCGACAAACACACACUUUCCUGGCCAUUGACACAGCCAGGAAGGAGGCUUUUAUGCCAGAGAGGGGUGCACGACCUGAUGCAAAGAAAGUCAUGGUGAUCUUGACUGAUGGGGAGUCGCAUGACAAUUAUAAACAAAAGGAGGUCAUAGGAAAAUGUGAAGAAGAUGGCAUCGAGAGGUUUGGAAUUGCUGUUUUAGGAGCCUACAGGCGGAACAGCGCAGGGGAAGAAGAGGUGGAGAACUUUAUUAAAGAGAUAAAGUCUGUUUCCAGUGAGCCGUUACAUGAUCACUUCUUCAACGUGUCUGAUGAGUUGGCUCUGGUGAAUAUCGUAGACUCACUGGGCAAGAAGAUUAUUGCUCUGGAAGCUACUUCUGGUAACUCAACAUCCUCCUUUGAGAUGGAGAUGUCCCAAGCUGGAUUUAGUGUGCAUUCUUCUGAAGACGGUGUGUUACUGGGAGCAGUUGGAGCGUAUGACUGGAACGGGACAGUAAUCGUGCAAACUGCUACUGAAACAGUGAUUCCAGAAAACACUCAAUUCUACGAUCCAAAAUCAGAGGCUGGGUACGAAGGUCUAGCCGGGUACCUCGGAUAUGAUGUUGAAUCUGCAUCCACCCCUGAAGGAGUGCUGUACAUCUCCGGGGCACCGCGGUACAACCACACGGGUCGAGUUGUUGUUUACCAAGUGAAGAAUGACAGAGUGGUUGUUUCGCAGAUACUGAAAGGAGAACAGAUUGGUUCCUAUUUCGGGAGCGUCCUGCAGACCGUUGAUGUAGAUAAGGAUUCCUUCACAGACCUCCUUCUUGUUGGAGCUCCAAUGUACAUGGGCUCAGACAGAGAUGAGCAGGGGCAAGUCUACGUCUAUAAGCUCGAUCAGAAAGGGCGUUUUGUGCUCACGUUUACUUUGAAACCUGUGAAGCAGUCGUGUUGUACCGCCCACUCAGCCAGCUGCACCAAUAAAAAUGAACCAUGUGGAGCUCGGUUUGGCACAGCCAUAGCAGCAGUGUCAGAUCUGAACCUUGAUGGGUUCAAUGAUGUGGUGAUUGGUGCUCCGUUUGAGAAUGACCACCGAGGUGCUGUCUACAUCUACCAUGGAGAUAGGAAAUCACUGAAAAAGAAGUUUGUUCAGCACAUUCCUGCAGGUGGCGAUGGAGAAAAGAUGAAGUUCUUUGGUCAGUCCAUACAUGGAGUGAUGGAUCUAAAUGGAGAUGGGAUCACUGAUGUGACCAUAGGAGGCCUAGGAGGGGCUUCGCUGUUCUGGACCAGAGAUGUUGCAGAGCUGUAUGCCAACAUGACCUUUGACCCUGUUAAAAUAAACCUGCAGCAGUCCCAGUACCAGUGUACACAUCGAGGACACAAAUCUGUGUGUGUGACCACCACAUUCUGUUUCCACUACCUUGUAAAAUCUCACCAGAAGGACCCUAAUUCUGCCGCAGAUAUCCGUUACACGGUUACUCUGGAUGCCCUGCGCACCAAUGCCAGGGCUUCGUUUAUCGACUUGGAGUCGGUUAAAAGUGAGCGCAGGUCUGCCAUGACCCUCAACAUCAAAGACAAAGAGAAGAAAUGCCUAAAUGAAACCUUCAUGAUGUCGGACCGGCCAGAUUUCAAAGACCCCUUCUUGGUGUCUUUGGAGUUUGGAUUAGCUGAUGAGGACAGUGGUCCAGUAAUGGAUGGAAGUCUCUCCAAAUUCAUCAAUAAGACCAUUCCUUUGAUGGACUGUGGGACUGAUGGAAAGUGUGUUAGUGAGCUCUCUCUCAAAGCAGAGCCGAGUGUGAAAAGUAUGUUGAUCAAAGCUAAGGCAAAAGACAAAAUUGAUGUGAAAAUCAGUGUGAGGAACAGCAGAGACAGCGCCUACAACUCCAAAGUGAACAUCAGCUUCACACCAAACAUCAAUUAUGUUAAAGUAGAGCCAAAGAAGGAGUGCAUUCUGUCUAAUAUGACAGUGGAGUGUGCCGUUCGAUAUCCUUUCCUGGGGCAAAAUGUUGAGGAACACUUCACAGUGAGAUUUGAGACAAAUGCCAGCCACAUUCAGGAGAAAAUCCAAAUAAACCUGACAGCUAUGAGUGACAGUGAAGAACAGUCACCAUCUGACAACAGAGUAGAAAUCUCCAUCCCUGUCAAGUAUGAAGCUGGAGUCCUAUUCAGUGUUAAUCGUGUGGAUGAGCACAUAGUGGUCAAAGACAGUGACCAGUACGCCUUGAAAAACAAUGUCUCUGGAAUAACAUGGGAGGAGAUCAACCUCACCUACACGGUGGAGAAGUCAGGGGAUAUUUUGACUCCACCUCUUCUCCUAACAGUGAUGUACCCUCAUCUGUCUCCUAUGAAGAACAAGUUACUGGAACUGAUCUAUUCCUCCACCAGCCCAGGGGUAAACUGCCGCUCAUCGCCUCGGAUCAACCCAGAUAAAAUCAACCCAGCCAUUAAACCACUCAAACCAAAAAAGGAAACUCUCAGCGAUUAUUUACUAAUGUGUGGAGAAACAGAGUGUGCAUCCUUUAAAUGCUCCAUCCCCGAGACCAAUACGAGUCAAGUCAACGUUACUUUCAGAGUGUGGAAACCUACGUUCAUUGAGAGUGCCUUUUCCCGUUUGUACUUGAUGGUGAACGGCACGCUGAGGAUUGAAAACGAACGGCUGAUUGAACUAAGCAGCAACAACAACAGGAGAAAUGUCAAGAUUCAGGUUUCAAAAGAGACCGUUGGAGGAAUCCCCAUCUGGAUCAUCAUUGUCAGCAUCCUGAUCGGACUUCUGAUCCUAGCACUCGUCAUCUUCAUUCUCUGGAGGCUGGGCUUCUUCAAGAGAAAAUCUCGGGACUAUUCAAAGGAGGAAAUGGCCGACUGACGCAGCUGGACCGCCUUCAUCGGUCAGAUGGAAGAUACUCGCAGACACCUCAGUGCUUUAACAGGAAAAUGCAGUUUUAUACAUUGGCUUUUUUUAAAAAUUUCGUUGUUUGCAAUCACUAUCAGAUUCUCCUUUUGGUGCUUUGAGCACCGGGUCAUAUUAACGGGAGCCCUCCAGUCUCCUCAGAGCCAAAGACACUCUCUGUACGCCUGAUUUCAUCUUUUCUGUGCUUGAUUAUAAUCAGCAAACCACUGGAUGUUUGCAUCGCAUGGAGCAGGCUGAGCUGCUUUAGCUUCACUCCAGCUUUAGUGGAUGAAAUACUCAGGUUUUCACUAAGAGGAUCCAAAGUUGCCUAAACCACCAUAAUGAUGUCAUUACAUCAAUAACUCGAAAUAUGACUAAAAAAAAUCAGAAUAUGUGAACUUUUACUUACAUUGAAACACUGUACAUUUGAGUAUUUUAUAGCCUGUUUUUGUUGUCGUUUCAUUAUUUUGACAAUAUAAUGCGGUGCAUUUUCAGUAUUGUGAUAAAUGAGUGAGAGCUGUACCUUUAAAAAACUUUGAUUGUACUGUAAAUAGAAAUGCUAAUAGGAUGGAAUGCUUUAAGAUGUACAUAGAUGUGUUUUAUUUAAUGUUUUUGUGCUCACAGAGAUGAUCUCGCUCAGGUGCUACAAGCUAACUGAAUCAUCGACACUUAACGAGAAAAUAAUCCGGCUUUUGCUACACAUUUGAAGCUUAUGCAAAUUUGUAAAUAUUGUAUUUUUAAGAAAACAAAGCAGGCUUAUUCUGUAUUAAAGCAUAUGCAAAUACAAAGAUUUAUAUCAUCUAUUUGGGUUUUAGUUGAAGAAAAGUUGUUUUUUGAUGUGGUUAAAGUACAUUUUGAUUUCAUUUUGAUUUCAUACAGCAAAAUUCUUCCCGUUCACCUGACUUUUCUUUCCAAUGGAGGCCUUCACUGUCCGCUGUGUAGAACACCAGGGUUCUCAUCAUUACUGGUACAAAAGGUACCUUGUUUUUGUGUCUACCUAUUGCACAGAUGAGCAGAAUAAUAGCAGGGAUGCUGAGGAAAAUGUUUGCCCUUUUGUGCCUUUUACCCCACUAGUUUAGACGUUUGACAAUAAAGCCUUUUUUUAAUUUCAUUUUCUCCUCUGCUCUCACCUUCAUUAUGAACAUGAAGCACAUGUACCAAACUGUAUGUACAGGAUGUGUAAAUGCUUGUUGCUUUAGGACUUUGUGGCCACAUCAGGUUCGUGCAUGAGGGUGGAUUGAAAUGUCACCAAGUGUGGGCUCCAGGCCGACGUUCUACACUGCUGUGAAGACUUCAUUAAAAUGCACUGUAUGUGUCAUCAGCACAGAGAUGAACUGAACUUUAUGUACAAAUUAAAAGACGUUUAUGAAAAAGAA